AUGGCCAUCACACUGGAAUUCAACCGGAUAGAAGGCCAUCCGUACUCAUGGCACAGCGUCCGUCGAAAAGUCGAAUUCGUCACGCAGCAACGUAUCAAGUUUCUAAACGGGAUGGGUGGGAAACGCGGAGAUGACCAGGCAGACGCCGCCUGGAGUGCGGCCGUAGAUGCCUGGGUUCCGGUCUGGAGGCGGUUUCAACAGCAGGAAACAGAGCGGAUAAGCGCGAAGCAAGGGAAGAGAGGACGAAAGAGGAAAUCAAUAGCUGUCGACGCUCCAAACCUCGAUGCUCCAAAUCACCAAACUCCCGCUCCUCAGCCCGCUACGGCACAGCAGCAGCAACAAGCUCAGCCGUCACAGCAACAUACCCCCCAGCAACAGCAAGCCGAAAUACAGCUGCCCAUGGGCUUCGGCACCAUGUUCAACAAUACAGCUACCAACAACGGUGCAGAACAUGCUCACAGCCAUCCCGUCAACACUGGAACUCCCGACCUCCUCGCGCCCGCAACCACCAACCCAUCCUCCUCCUCGCCCCAAACAGACCCCAACAACGUCUCCGCAGCCACCCUCAAAGCCCUCUCACGCCUAAACAAUACCCCCAAAACAGCCAUAUCACGAAACCCAAACCUCUCCCCUUCCACCGCCAUGCUCAUGUCUGCUGCCGAAAACUCCUCUUCCCGUCGCCCGUUCAAUUCUCCCUCUAUCCCGGUCUCCGUCUCCCUAACAGACACCCUCCAGCAACACCAUCCUCACCCGGGCCCUGGCCCUCGCGGCUCCAACGCAGCUAACCCCGGUGUACCCGUCAGCGGCGUUAGCGGAGGCCCCACUGUCAACGGGCACCUGUCAGAUGCAUAUAUCACGGCAUCAGCAGUCGCGAAGUCCGUCUCUGUUUCGACAUUCGAUCAACUCCGCGCCGAGCUGAGGGCUGAGUUCCGCGAGCAGCUAGAGAAAGACCGCAUGCAGCUUGAAGAGAAGAUUGAUUCAGUGCAACGGACUCAGGAGGUGAUUCUCGGCUUGCUCAAUGAGCAGCGGUUCAUGAAGUGA
Arthroderma uncinatum is the source of this 1041-nucleotide messenger RNA. RefSeq lists its product as uncharacterized. The record is from RefSeq and is a predicted model, not a curated record. Bases 1 to 1041 code for a protein of 346 amino acids. NCBI's taxonomy places the organism in Eukaryota, Fungi, Ascomycota, Eurotiomycetes, Onygenales, Arthrodermataceae. The transcript has a single exon.